This is a messenger RNA of Drosophila miranda, 1262 nucleotides long. RefSeq names its product cyclin-dependent kinase 6-like. Bases 44 to 871 code for a protein of 275 amino acids. Lineage: Eukaryota; Metazoa; Arthropoda; Insecta; Diptera; Drosophilidae. Gene Ontology annotation, cellular component: nucleus; cytoplasm; cyclin-dependent protein kinase holoenzyme complex. Gene Ontology annotation, molecular function: ATP binding; cyclin-dependent protein serine/threonine kinase activity; cyclin binding. Gene Ontology annotation, biological process: regulation of G2/M transition of mitotic cell cycle; G1/S transition of mitotic cell cycle; regulation of gene expression. The transcript has 3 exons. The record is from RefSeq and is a predicted model, not a curated record.
ACUGUUCGAAGUAUGCCAGUUUCUGGAGCGCGACGGACAACUAAUGAUUCUUCUGGUCUUUGAGCACCUGAAGCAGGAUUUGUCUGACCUCAUCGAACGCCUGCCCAAAUCAGGCAUGUGCCCCACCACAAUCCAGCAUCUGUCGCGGGAGCUCCUGACCGGCGUGGACUUUCUGCACUCGCAUCGCAUCAUCCACCGCGAUCUGAAACCGCAGAAUCUGCUAGUUUCCGCUCAGGGCCAUCUGAAGAUUGCCGAUUUUGGUCUGGCCAAAACAUACAACUCCGAAAUGAAGCUGACAUCAGUGGUUGUUACGCUGUGGUAUCGCGCUCCCGAGGUACUUCUUAUCCAGCCCUACAACAGUUCCGUGGAUCUCUGGAGUGCCGCCUGCAUAAUCUUUGAGAUGUUCAACCGGAAGGCUCUGUUCCCGGGCACAUCAGAGAAGAACCAGCUGGAUCGUAUAUUCGAGCUGACGGGCCGACCCACAGAUCAGCAAUGGCCCAAAACCAUCUCUGUGGCACGGGAGCAUUUCCCUCACCGCCUUCCCAAGCGGCCACGUGACUUUUGCCCCAACCUGUGCGAGUUCUCCGAUGACCUGUUGAAUGUACCUUUGUGUGUUGCUCUCUCCGUCUGGAUAAACAUACUAAUCUAUGCCCUCCUCCAUGUCCUUCAUCCAGCAAAUGCUGUCGUACGACAUAAACAUGCGCCCCUCGGCCCUGGAUUGCCUAGAGCACGAUUACUUCACGCAGGAGCCGCUUUAAGACAGGGCCACCGAUGGGUACAAUGGACAGAGCUCCCAGACGUAGUCGGGUGGAGUUCGUACGCAUUGGAUGGCCGCAACCAGUGUUUUGUUCUUGUCAUAAUGUUCCUUUAAAUGCAGUCCAGCAUGUCAUUCAUUUUCCAGUCUAGGUGUCUUGCCCUGCACCCGGGUCCAGGUCCUAAGGCAGAAGCAGGAGCUGAAUGAAUACCAUACCUUAAUAUGUUUUUAGUCGUAAGUUAAGUGUGGAACGUGCGCAAAACGUGUAGCCGCAAAAUCCCAAAAGUGGAACGAUUCUCGGGAAAGAUCAGAACAAGUUCAGGAAUACAUUAUACAAUUUCAAAAUUUUGUACAGCAGCAGAAAUAAUUCAAUAUUUAUGCCUAUGUGCAGAAACUAUGUUUGUAAAUACACAUAUGUACAUAUGUAUGUAAGUAUACAUAUAUGCAUUGAUACCUAGAUAAUUUGUUAUAGAUCCUAUGGACCGUAAAUAAAAGUACAGUCCCAUAA